UUACGGAUUUUGUAAGCGUCCUCCCCCUGUCGCUGCUUGCAUGAAUUUCGUUCGUUGGCGUCUUCCCUCUCGCACAGUGUGUCUCUGCUCGCAGCGAUUGCGACAAUGGUUCUGUGUUGGCUGACUUGUCGUUGAUGCCAGACCUGUACCGCAGGCUGCCUUUGCUGCUGCUCAUCGUUGUCGUCUUCCACAUCUGUUUCCUCGGUCGCGUUCCUGGAAGGAAACAGACGCGUCGAAUGGCGAAGAGGGCGACGAAGAUGGAUAAGCUUCAGACGAAGACGACGCUGUCGGUGGGAGGCGGGGGGUCCUCGCGUCAGUGUUGCAACAGUGCGGAAGGCGGCAGGAGGCCGUACGACCCGACGCUACACGCAUCGACGCCGACGUACACUGAUUUGCUGGAGGGCCGGACCCCCGCUGGUUACGACGCUGGACUCGUCAAUCUGAGCUUCGGUCUUAGGUCUGGGAGUGGCGAGGGCCUGACGCACACUGUUCUCGUUAACCCGGCUUCUGCCUCGAAACACACAUCGCCUUCCGUGAGGGCGGCCGGCCCCGCGGAUAGCCAUGGAUUCGUUUCGCCGAGGCGGGUGGAUUUGAGUAGAGCAAGUGUGGCAGUGUCGAAGACGAAGACAGUCGGAUUGGCAGGCUGUCGAACGACGACGCCAGGCGGUGCAAUCGACGGAGAAGGAGACGACGACGAGCGCGACGCCACGGAGGUCGUCGAUCGUCAGUUUUGGGAUGAUGAACGACAACGAUUGCGUUCCACGAGCACGGCCAGCAUAAGGAGAGGGGUGGCGAGAAUCAGUGUGGGGGCCGAAGAAGAAUUUCAGGACUGCGCUGGUGGAGGGGGCGAGGAGAUCGCUGCAGACGACGGCGGUGAUGACAACGACGAAGACGAAGACAGCGAGAUGGAGAUUCGUCCAAUAGGGAGGAAGCGCGGAGGGUCGACGGCGAGAACCAAGGUCAGAGAAUCGCGCACGGGGCAGAAAGGCAAGAAGUGCGGCGAAGAAUCGUCGGCAGGCGACGGAACAAAAAGCAGGGAUUUUUGGACAGUGGAGCAUAUGAUCGCUCUUAUCAGAGCCAAAAGAGACCAGGAUUCGCAUCUGGACGGCCUGGGGCACAACUACGGACGGAUGAAGACGAAGACAUGGAAGUGGGAGGACGUGGAGAAGAGGCUGGUGCAGAUGGGGGUGACCAGGAAGGCGAAAAGAAACAGUGGAUUGGGCGACGAUGGGGAGACCCAAAAAGGCAGAGGGCACAUACCGAAGUUGAAAAGGCCGCGCUUCGAUGACGACAACUCUGAACAUAGUGGGGAUUCGCACGACGAGGAAGAGUCGAUGGUGGAUGCACAAGGGGCGGACGUCGUGAAGGGAUUGGGGUUUGGGCGGGAUGGGGUGUCGAGGGAGCAGCUGGCCGUUGUGAAGCAAGGCUUGCUCGGUGGUGUCGCCGCGGGGACUUCAGGGUUGGAAAAAACACCAUCCGCGCAAAAGGUCGACACGACGACGGGCAGUGGUCGGACGGCGGUGGCGGACAACACCACUGCGAGCGGAGUUGCGGAGGGUGCGGGAGAGGAGAGGGUUGAUGACGUCCGCCGCGAUGAUGGGAGGAAGGAUGCAAGGGGGGGGGCGGAUGAUGACGACGACCGUCCGGUUACGGCGAUGGUGAAGAAAGGGGUUAAAGCCAUUGAGGGAGCUCUUCCAGGAGCGGAACCGCCUUCGAUGCUGGUAAUGCCGCCGAAUGAUGUGCCGCGCUUCAAGAUCGACGACCCUGCGCAGCGUGAACCGGCUCUGCGCAGAGCGCGCAACGUGGAGAAAGUGGUGUUGCGUGCCAUCCACGGCUGGAUCUUCAAAUCGUCAUCGAGGUCGACAAGCUUCGCUCGUGCAGAAUCGUACGUGACAUUGGACUUCGCAACAGACGUCGCGCGAAAAGUCUGGCAGGCUUUAGAAUGGUCGAGAGUCAUUUCCCCUGCCCUUGUCUACCACACGCUGACGAUGAAGAUGGACGUGCCUCUAUGGUUCACUGGAGUGAAGAUUGUGGAUAGGCCCGAAGACGACGACAUGACGGCGCGGCAGGAGGCGACAGUUCUGCGCCUUGCAGACUGCUGGACAGAUGUAGUUUGGUGCGGGCAAUGGGCCGACGGUGGCCGCAUGAAACAAGAUAGGUUGACGCGCCUUGCGGAUUGUCUUCGAGUUCUGUUGAUCGCGUGCAUGUGGAUCAUGCGGAUGGGCGGUGAUGACGACCGCUCGCACUACGAGGCAUCAUUCUACGCGUCCAUGGUCGCCAAACCGAGACUCAUAGCGGCGGGCUCCUACAUCUUCAACUGGCGGCGGCACAUCGUUGACAGCGCCAACCUCGUCUUGGAUCGUUUGGGGAAGGCCCACCUCACGCUGGGAGAUUACAUGCAUUGCAUCCCCGAAUGGGCCGAUUGCGGAUUGGUUUUCGGUCACAACGCGACCCUCAAGAAUGCAGCGAAAGCAGCAAAACACGGGUGUAUCGGCAGCGGCCCACCGGCCCCCACCGGCGGAUGAUGAUGGCGAUGACGAGAAGUGACACGUGGUUCAUCCGCAAGGCCGCGGAGGGAUGGGGGCGACGGUGGGGGGGAAUGAUGGUGGGGGUGGGGGGUGUUGUAUGGAAGAUGAGAUGGCCGGUCGCCGUUCCUGCGCAGCACUCCAUGGCGAUGGAUGGGUACAACCCCUCCAUCGCGCUACACGUGUUGUCGUUGAUGGUCAUGGUUGGAGCGUGCAGAUCGGUGGUGUCGCGACGUCGACAGUCG
Chara braunii is the source of this 2770-nucleotide messenger RNA. Lineage: Eukaryota; Viridiplantae; Streptophyta; Charophyceae; Charales; Characeae. The record is from the annotation of a GenBank genome assembly.